AUGUGGAUGUACUCGGGUGUCAACGACACCUCUUGGGUUCACCCAGAGGAGGUUACAAAUGAGACGGUGGACCUGUGGCUGAAGGGAAUUACCGGGAACAAGGAUAACCCCAGGGGAGUCAGGAGAGUGGAUCCAUUCGACACUGACAACCAGUCGGACAAGGUUUAUACUGAGAUGUACUCAAUGCCCAAUGGUGAACAAGCCCUGGAGCAAGACCAGGAGGGAGAGGAUAGCGUAAAAGAGAGCAGCGACUGGCAAUCCCCUGAUGACGAUGAUGAAGAGAGUGACGACAGAAAUCUUGUGAUCUUUGGAGCUCAAUUUGCUGAACUAGAGAAGAAGCAGAUCAGCCUCAACUUUGAUCUGGAGCUGGCCAAGAAGAAUCUCAAGAAGGCCCAGGAUGAAGUAGCUACCAUGGGAGGAGGUGCGAGAGAAAAGGCACUUCCUGACAAGAAGCUGGCCUCAUUCAACAAGUUGGAAGAGGAGAACUCGAAGUUGAAGACUGCCGUUACCGAAGCCAACCAGGAGGUUGCACGACUGAAGAAGGACCAGGAAAGCUUGACUGACGAAGUUGGAAGUCUCAAGGCCAAGAAGGGUGAACUGGAGGCUUAUCUGGAAUGGAAGAAGUCAUCUGCUCAUUGUGGCGCCGAUGUUGCUUUGUCGUUGGUCCGAGUCCACUACAAGGAUGUCAGAGAAGACAAGCUGGCGCCUCUCAAGCCUCCGCCGCUGGUGUACCCCAAAUCCCUCGCUGCCGGCUGCAGUUCCUCAAAUCCUAGCCUCCCCGAACCUCUCACCCGCUCCUGCGCUCUAUUCCUCAGCUCGCCAACCACUGAACCGCAGCCUCAACAUCGAACGUCGCUGUCCUCGUCUCAGACGCCGCCGCCGCCGUCCUCGUCCCAGCCGUGGUCGUCGCCGUCCAAGUCACAGCCGCCGCCGUCUCCGUCCAAGUCCCAGCCGCCGCCGUCGCCGUCCUCGUCCAAGCCACCGCCACGGCCGUCCUCGUCCCAGUCGCCUUCGUCACCGUCCCGCCACCGCAGCUCCAUCGUCCUCCAACCGCCGUCCGUUCCCCAUCAAGGCUUAGAUCUUGGAUCUGCUAGUGGACUUUGGGAGUUUGUUAGACAGCUUGGUGACUCCACACUUUUUCACUAUUUCAGCAAGCCUUUGACGUUCAAGUCCUUCAGGAAGGGAGGGCAGGAAUCCCGAUUCAAGAGUGAAGGUGUUGCUCAAAAUCGGGGAGGUUCGCUUCCAUUUGUGGAGGCUCGACAAAUUCUGGCUGAGAAAUAUGGACCUGAGAAGGCUACCACGCUGAAUACAUAUGCUGCAAUGAAAUCUGGACUCAAGAAUUGGGAUGGCAGUGGUAGCACCAGCACGACCCUCAGCGGGAAGGCAAAAAAUGCUUUGAUGAUUACUCUGAUUUGGCUAGAGCCGCACAUCCUGAUGAAUGGGAGCAGCGAGAGUUGGAUGGGCAAAUAUUAUAUGAAUCAUCAGGUGGCAUUCCCCAUGGGCGACUAGCAAUAGCAGAUGGGGCGAUUAAGAAGGCUGAUGUUAUCUCAAUAGCUAGAGAAAAGAAAUUGAGGCCGUCAACUUCAGCAGCACAUCGACGAACUGUUCAAGAAAAUGAAGAGCUGAAGCGACAUAAUGAGAACCUGCAGCGACAUAAUGAGAACCUGCAACAUAAAGUGGAUAUGCAUGAACGGAUCCUAGUGUUACUUUCAAAUUUGUCCACAUAUUUCAGAUUGGUGAUUGAAAAAACUAGCUAUUCUAAUGAUGCAUAUUUUUUUCAUAGGCCCUUUUUAAGGAGAUGGGAAAAGAACUACCAACGGAGCUACACCAAGGAGCGAGUUCCCAACCACAUGGGACACCUAAUUCAUCUCAUAUGAGACCCCAAACCUCCGAUAACAACACUGGUGAUGAUGAUCUGGGUGCAAAUGGUGGUGCUGACAACUCCAGUGGGAAUACCAGUGACAACAACGUUAGUGCCGGUGGUGGCGACACUAGUUCCAACAUUCGUGAAACUGAGACCUAGAAUCAUAGAUGGUGGUUGUAACCUUGGUAGUGCCUUUUGUUGACUUGGAGCCAGACUUUAGAACUAAUGUUGGUGUUGGCAACAAAGCAGCAUUUUGCUAGUUGCAAGACUUUAGAACUAAAGGUGGUGUUUGCAACAAGGUAGCAUUUUGGUAGUUGCAAGACUUUAGAUGAACUGUGAUGUACUUUCCUUGUAAUUCUUUGGGUAUGCAAAACUGAUGGUUAUCCUUGUAAGCUGAGAACUGUUAUGUAGAUUGUUUCUGAUGCUUUGGAUGUGCAAAAUUGAUGGAUGUAUCUAAUGAUUAUGAUUUUUAUUGA
Molecule: messenger RNA, 2340 nt
Organism: Triticum aestivum (bread wheat)
Lineage: Eukaryota; Viridiplantae; Streptophyta; Magnoliopsida; Poales; Poaceae
Exons: 11
Coding region: 1-1509 (502 amino acids)
Source: RefSeq, a predicted model, not a curated record